Messenger RNA from Corticium candelabrum, 1162 nucleotides. Its product is annotated as nephrocystin-3-like. The coding region runs from base 1 to 1122 and encodes 373 amino acids. NCBI's taxonomy places the organism in Eukaryota, Metazoa, Porifera, Homoscleromorpha, Homosclerophorida, Plakinidae. The record is from RefSeq and is a predicted model, not a curated record. Gene Ontology annotation, molecular function: protein binding. The transcript has 9 exons.
AUGGAUAUGAAAAACCUGGAAGAUGCAGAGAGGUUAAUGAGGAAAGUGAUUGACUGGCAAAGACAACGGGGAGAAGACGAUGCGAUCAUAUCAGCUUCUCUAAAUAACCUUGCUCUCACAUACCAAAGAAACGGGAAAUACGACGAGGCGAUAAAGACGUAUAAAGAGUCCUUCGAGUUGAUGAAGCGAUACGAUGUCGGAAAUCUAUUGGGAAUGUCUAGCAUUCUCAUCAAUCUUGGUAUAUGGUACAGAGAGAGCGGGAAUCUUAAGAAAAGUUUGAGUUUCAUGGAAGAGGCAGUCACAAUCAGCCGAUCAUGCUACUCAUUUUCUCAUCCCUCAUUGGCACGUGAUAUAUAUCAACUUUCCUCUACGUACGAUUUACUUGACAGAAAAGAUGAAGCUUGGACAUUGGCAAGAGAAGCGUUGGAUAUUGCAAACGUAUCAUUACCGUCAUUACAUCCUCAAUUGGCCGUGCAUAUGAACCAAGUCGGUCGUUGUUGUUUAUCGCGAGGAGACUCCAACGAAGCCAUAGAGUGGUAUAAGAAAUCUCACCAAUUGCUGCAACAACUACCUUCUUCACAUACACGAGACGAUCUCUUUGCAACAACGCUAAAUGGCCUUGCUUUCGCAUACCAAACUGACGGGAAAUACGACAAGGCGAUAAAGACAUAUGAAGAGUCGCUCGCGUUGAAGAUGCGAUGCGAUGACGAAAAUCUAGUGGAAAUGUCUACGAUUCUCAUCAAUCUCGGUAGCUGCUACAGAGAGAGCGGGAAACUUGAGAAAAGUUUGACUUUACUUGAGGAGGCAGUUAAAAUCAGCCGAUCAUACUACUCAUCUUCUCAUUCCUUCUUGGCACUUGCUAUAUAUCACCUUUCCUCUACGUACUAUUUGCUUGACAGAAAAGAUGAAGCUUGCAAAUUGGCAAGAGAAGCGCUGGAUAUUGCAAACGCAUCAUUACCGUCAUCACAUUUUCAAUUGGCCGUGUAUAUGAACCAUUUGGGAGACUGUUGUCGAUCACAAGGAAACUACAAUGAAGCCAUCUCGUGGCAUGAGAUAGCUAGACAAUUGCUGCAACAACAAGAUCAAUCACCUCAACGAAACAAAGGGAUUGCUACAAGUUAGUUAUGAUAUUCUUACUUUGCUCACUAAGCGUUGCCGUCUG